AUGCUGCAAGAACAUUUCGACUAUAUUAAUAAGGAUGGUGUUUCUACAAAUAUCGGUCCUAAUGCUAGAGAAAUACUGCUGCAGUUGGCUGAAGAAGAAUUCAACAGAGGAAAUUUGGAAAACUCAAUUUUCCAUCAGAUCCGUUUACUUUACCAAUCCGCUCAGGAACGUUAUCGGCCAAUGCAUUUUAAAAAAGAUAAUUCAAAGUCUAAAACAAUAAAUGUUGAUGAGCUUCUGGCGCAAAUGAACGCCGAUGAGAAAGCUGAUUUGCCCAAUAAUGCUUUAAUACAGUACGCUUUGAAGACGUUUAAGGAAAAUCCGCAAGAAAAGGUGAACUCUUCCGAUCCUUGUGAUAUUUUCAGAGAUAUUUCCGAUCCAAGCGACGGUGUAAAGCAGAUACAGGAUAUAUGCAAGCAAAUGCCGGAAGAGUGGACUAUAUUGCAGCUCUGUAAAGGUUUUAAUACCUUGUCGACGUAUUCAAAAUAUUCAAAGAUCCAUGAAAGUGACGCGGCUAUUUACUUAACGAUCUUACGUCAUAUCCGCACAUGUGAUUAUCCAAAACCCAUAUGUUUACGUUUUACUGGUGUGGGUCAAAAGGAGCUGUUCAAUAAAUUUGCUUGUAUAGUUGAUCGUUUUAAACAAUGCGUUGAAGGAAAUCAUAAAAAAUGGAGCACGGUCGAAGAUAAAAAACAUUAUUGGAAAUUGUUGGGCGAACUGAAUAAUUUCAUAGCACUAGCAGUGGCUGAUUUAAAAAGUUUUCUCUUUCCCUGGAGUUUCCUAUUCACGGGGAUACCAAAUACGGUUUUUACUGCCGGUAAUAAUAUAUAUGAACUUUGGCGAAAUAUUGACACAUUUUGUGAUCAAUAUCAAUGGAACGAUCAAUCACGUGUCUUGUUGUCGUUGGCUGCUUUAAAUGCCCAUUCGUUGAUAAAUACGCAAAUUGAAGACGUUUGCACCUCUCUCACCGAUGACUCUAAGCAGCGAGCAAUGGCUUUCGAUUUAUUAGAACAGAUACGAGAACAACAGCAACUAAAAACUGCAGUCGUAGACCUUCCUAAGAAUGAUGAUAAUAGGUAUUUUCCCUGUGUACUUAUAGUAGAUGAGCGUUUAGAUCAUUUUUACUGGGAGGAAAUUAAUAUUUGCCAAGAGUUCACUCGCGCCAGCUCAUUCCAAAGCCUAUGGCGUUUGUAUUAUUAUUACCGAAAAAAUAUAGAACAUGGUUACGUCAAAGUAAGCAUCACGGAUGGUGCCUGUCUGAUAAAUCCAGACAAAAAUUUAUCCAAAAUGGAGCUGCGUAUGUCUACAUUUUUUGACUAUUGGUUACCACACUGGAAGAAAAUAGUUGCCCGAAAACCUACCAACGAGGAAUUCUUUAAAGAUCUUCUCGCUCGAAGCUGUUACGUAUACACUGGUCACGGUUCGGGACUCCAAUAUAUUAACGGUCGUAAUAUAUCUAAACAUGUUCUGCGUCCUGUCGUAUUUCUGUUUGGGUGUGAUUCGUGCCGUUUGCAUACAAAUGGAUUAUACAGCGAACUGAUAGGCGCCCAUUUGUAUUACCAAGCAGCCAUGUGUCCUGCUAUAGUCGGGACCAUAAUGCCUGGGCUUGAUGCAAAUAUGGAUAGGGUGGCUACCGAAAUUUUAAGUCGCUGGAUAGCACCUAAUUCUGCCAACAUAUUGCCAUGGAAUGAAGUCGAAAUGACAAGCUGGAUAAAGAAGGGCAUUAUCGAACCAGCUAUACACUCACCUAAAUGCAAUAAAAAUAGUCAAUCACCAUCGCCUGGUUCUUCAAAUAUGGGCAGCUUGUGUGCGGUUUUGGCACGCGUACAUCAACGCAACGGUGAGUCAAAACUUUAUAACACCGUACCGUACGUAUGUCGAGGCCUACCUGUUUGGAAUUGUCACGUCGAACCGUUAACUUUCAACUAAGGUGUGAAUUUGUUAUAGCAACUACUUGACCUUACCGUUGAAGUCGUUAAGCUGAACUGUUUAUAUUCCUGUUUAGUCCAAGGUAGGAUUUAGCAACAUUUGUAAGUCAAUGUAUACAUGAAACUUAAAUGCAAAAUACAAUUCCAUGAUUCCAUAUGUAGGUGAAGUUGCUUAUAAAACUGUUCCUGUUUGAAAAUGUGCUUUGAUGUUAACAUAAAAAUACUUUAUCACAAUCUUGAUAAGUCUUGAUUUAGAUUUAGAUUCAGAUCAUAAAAAUGGUUUGCUUUAAAGGGACCUUUGCAGGUUGAUAAUAGCUGCAAGGUGUUCCG
This is a messenger RNA of Glossina fuscipes, 2255 nucleotides long. Its product is annotated as separin-like. Gene Ontology annotation, biological process: proteolysis; meiotic chromosome separation. Bases 1 to 1926 code for a protein of 641 amino acids. Gene Ontology annotation, molecular function: cysteine-type endopeptidase activity. The transcript has 11 exons. The record is from RefSeq and is a predicted model, not a curated record. Gene Ontology annotation, cellular component: mitotic spindle; centrosome; cytoplasm. NCBI's taxonomy places the organism in Eukaryota, Metazoa, Arthropoda, Insecta, Diptera, Glossinidae.